CGUUCUCUGUGCCCCAGCUCAUUGACAGCUCGGAGUGUGCGGUCAGCUCAGGACUUCGGAACUAGGGAAGAAAUCCUGCCAAAGAAGAUGAAGAAAAGCAGAGAAAGAUUCUGCAACAGAGAGAGGGAAUUUGUAUAUGAAUUCAAAGUAGGAAGUCAGUGCUUAGAACUGAGGGUGCCCCUCAAAUUUCCUAUUCAAGAGAAUGCCAGUCAUUUACAUGGGCGUCUGAUGCUGCUGCACAGUUUACCAUGCUUUAUAGAAAAAGACUUAAAAGAAGCUCUGAGCCAGUUUAUAGAAGAAGAAUCCCUCAGAGAUUAUGACAGAGAUGCCGAAGCAUCCCUGGAAGCUGUGAAAUCAGGUGAAGUAGAUUUACAUCAGCUGGCCGGUUCAUGGGCCAAAGCUUAUGCUGAGACCACGUUAGAGCAUGCAAGGCCUGAAGAGCCCAGCUGGGAUGAAGAUUUUGCAGAUGUGUACCAUGACCUAAUCCAUUCUCCAGCCUCUGAAACUCUCCUAAAUUUGGAACAUAAUUACUUUGUUAGUAUCUCAGAACUGAUUGGCGAAAGAGAUGUGGAGCUGAAAAAAUUACGAGAGAGACAAGGCAUUGAAAUGGAAAAAGUGAUGCAGGAAUUGGGUAAAUCACUGACAGAUCAAGAUGUAAAUUCACUGGCUGCUCAGCAUUUUGAAUCCCAGCAAGACUUAGAAAAUAAAUGGUCAAAUGAAUUAAAACAAUCAACUGCCAUCCAGAAGCAAGAAUAUCAGGAAUGGGUGAUAAAACUUCAUCAAGACCUAAAAAACCCUAACAACAGCUCCCUCAGUGAGGAAAUUAAAGUUCAACCAAGUCAGUUCAGAGAAUCUGUAGAAGCAAAUGGAAGGAUUUAUGAGGAGCAGAGAAAGUUGGAAGAAAGUUUUACCAUUCACUUAGGAGCCCAGUUGAAGACCAUGCAUAAUUUGAGAUUGCUGAGAGCAGAUAUGCUGGACUUCUGUAAGCACAAAAGAAAUCAUCGAAGUGGCGUGAAGCUCCAUCGACUCCAGACUGCCCUGUCACUUUAUUCCACGUCUCUGUGUGGCCUGGUUUUACUAGUAGAUAAUCGAAUCAAUUCAUAUAGUGGUAUUAAAAGAGAUUUUGCCACAGUUUGCCAAGAAUGUACUGACUUCCAUUUUCCCCGAAUUGAAGAGCAACUACAAGUUGUCCAGCAGGUGGUACUUUAUGCUAGAACCCAACGAAGGAGUAAGUUGAAAGAAUCACAUGAUUCUGGAAACCGAAAUGGAGGAAGUGAUGAUAAGGCUAAAAAUGCUGACAGAAACUACUUAAAUAUUUUACCUGGAGAAUUUUACAUUACACGGCAUUCUAAUCUCUCAGAAAUACAUGUUGCUUUCCACCUUUGUGUGGAUGACAAUGUGAAAUCGGGAAACAUCACUGCUCGAGAUCCGGCCAUUAUGGGACUCCGAAAUAUACUCAAGGUUUGCUGUACCCAUGACAUCACAACAAUAAGCAUACCUCUCUUACUGGUGCAUGAUAUGUCAGAGGAAAUGACUAUACCAUGGUGCUUAAGGAGAGCAGAACUUGUGUUUAAGUGUGUCAAAGGUUUCAUGAUGGAAAUGGCUUCAUGGGAUGGAGGAAUUUCCAGAACAGUACAGUUCCUAGUACCACAGAGUAUUUCUGAAGAAAUGUUUUAUCAACUUAGUAACAUGCUCCCCCAGAUCUUCCGAGUAUCGUCAACACUUACUCUGACAUCCAAGCACUAAAUCCUUAGAGACUGACACGUUGGCAGAAGAAGACUAUUAAACUUUCCAGGAACUUGAGCUGUGCUGGGAUUCUGUCAAGCAAAAGAUGCCCAGAAAGAGAACUUGUAAUCCAAGUCACAAAUCAAAUCAUGAUGUAGGUCUGUGAAACCUUCCAAAAAUUCAUAUACCAUAUAGUCUAGUGAUCAGCCUUUUACUUAUAUAUUUAUUCUGAAAAUUUCUUUAUGAAAAAAUCUUUUUUUCUACUGUUAUGCCCUGUCUAUGAAUAUUGGUAAGUUAAAACGUCCUAUAUAUCAUACCUGGACACUUGAUAUAGGAGAUUGUUAAUUGCAUUUUCAUGGAGACAUUUGACUUUUCCAAAAGGUUUGAGUCAUAUCAAGUGCAAGAUUUAAUUAACCAUAAAAAUAAAAUCUUUCCUUUACCUUAUUUGCCAAGCAAAAAUUAAAAGACACUGAGAUAUACAUUGCAAGUAUGGAUUUCUUGUGAAAAUCUUUGUAGAAACACAAACAUAUGAGACAAACUUUUAAAUUCUCCUUUUUCAAAAACUCUUAAGGUUUUAUAAGUCAGAAAAAAAAAUCAGGAAAGGACUUUGGAUUCUUUACCUCUGUCUCACCCUCUCUAUAUGACCUUGCCCUUGUCUAUUAAUAACACUUCAUGGGCUAGGAAAAUAGUAUGCUCAUUUGCAAGCCCAGUGGAAAGUUAGUCCAAACCAGCAGCUGGCAGGAUUUUAGUGUUCAUCAACAUUAUGACAGUCAGACAACAAAGAUCAUCUUUAUUUCUCCAUCCUGCUUCCUGCAUUCUCAACUUCCUUAACCAUUCUUCUACUUCCUGCAUUCCAUUGCUGAUAACUAUGUCCCCAUUUCUUUCUCUGCUCUUGUUUCCUCUCCUUUUUCAUCAUGUUUCCUACUUUCUCAGAUGAUGCAUAUCACUUACUUCUCCCAUCUGUAACACAUUUGCUAUGAGUUGUGACUACAUUAAACAAAGAUAUCUGUAAAAGCAAUAGUUUAAUCAUAUCCAAGUUGUAUGGAUGUUGUAACUGACCAAUGAAAUGAAAUGGAGGACCUUGACAUCAUGAGGAGGUGUUAUGGCCUGAUUCCAAGAAACAGAAAGCACUCUUGUUAGUGUACCUAAAUACCUAAAUGUAGUAACUUAUAGAAACUCUUUUGACACACAAAAUGCUUUCCCAUAACACAGAAUAUGUCUUGAUUUUCCAUGUCUUGAUGCAAGGAAGUGACUGUCCAAGUAACAACACUAAGGAGAACACCCACUCCAGACUGUGUCCAUUACACACUUACACUUUCCACAUGCUUUUCCAGGGAACCUGGAAGGUAGGAAUUCUGCUCUCACAGUGAGAAAUUGUCUUCCAGGCACCACUGUUAUCCUUGAGACUGAUUCUAAUGCAAAGCAAGGUAGACAGAGGUGGAAAAUAGGGGUGUGUUAGAGCAGUAUCAAAGACUACUUUAUUUUUUUUUAAAGAUUUAUUUAUUUAUUUAUUUGACAGAGAGAGAGAGAGACAGCGAGAGAGGGAACACAAGCAGAGGGGGUGGAAGAGGGAGAAGCAGGCCUCCCACCGAGCAGGGAGCCCGAUGCAGGGCUCGAUCCCAGGACCCUGGGAUCAUGACCUGAGCCAAAGGCAGACACUUAACAACUGAGCCACCCAGGCGCCCCAAAGACUACUUUAGAUCAUAAUAUAAAAGGUCAAGUUGGAGGUGGCUGUAGUUGGAUCAAUAUAAGACGUUCAAAAAGAGGAACUGAGAAUCUUUCCAUAGAGGUUCUGUAACUAGGUGGACAGCCAACAGCUAGGGGCAUAGCCAGAGGUGAGGGGGUAGGAGUAAGCGUUCACUCAUGGAAACUUGGUGAAUGCUGCUGCCCCGUCCUUCCUUUGCCACUAUAUAAUGUAGUGGCUUUCACUCCAGGGCAAUUAGAGGUAGUGUUUGGCCCAUGAAAUCAAGAUAAAUGUAUUAAAUAUCCUUUUUUUUUCACAUGGUACUGUAUUAUGAGAUAUACAGAGUGGUAAGAUUGGGAAAAUGCUUAUGAUGUUAUAUGAGGACAUACCAAACUCUGAGCUAGUAACAAAUAUAUAAUUCAAAGCACUAAUUAUAUGUAUGCAAGUGAUGGGAAUUUUAGUGAAGCAGUAGAUGAGGAAGUCUGGAAUUUUGUGUUUGGACCAGAAAAGGUGAGAUCAUGACCUUUUUCUGAGUGUUCUAGAGAGCUUCAUGGAGGGGAGUGGUUUGGGGCACUUCAUGAGUGAUAUGAAGAAGGUACCUUAGCAGGCUGAGACUAGAAGGGGCAUUCUAGGUCUAAGAUACAGAUAGGAACAGAAAUCAAAUGAAGGGAGGAACUGGUAAAUGGCCAGUAAGUUGAGAGAAGCUGACCACAACAGCCUUUUGGGAGUGGGGUAGGGGGCCUUAGUUCAAACAUUGGUGAGGAGUGUUCCAGUGAGCACGAAGCUUUCUAUUUGCAUAAACAGUUAAGUGUUCCUAAAACAGAUGACAAUAUGGUCCUCAAGGCCUUAAAAAUAUGCUUUGGAAAUCACGCAGGGGCAUUGAGCCUGCUGUGUCCAUUCCAUACUGCUCUGUUCGCCCCUUCCCCGAUUUUUGUUCUCAAAGCACAAAACCAAGCAAAGCUGUAACAUUGCCAUUGAUCAAGAAGUGUGGCACCAGCUGUUCUCAGCAUGACAGUGUGGCUGGAAUGGAAGAAAUGCAUGAAAAAGAAUUUCAACAGAAAAACAACUCAGUUUGCCUGGGAGUUGGCAGACCUCUUACUGGCACAGUACACACAUCCUUUGUGCCACUUUAGUUGGAGGCUGGCUCAUUCUCACAAGAAGAAAAAAUGUUCCACAAAGGAAAGAUGAAUUCACAGAAACAUUCCUAAUAUAGAGGCCCUAAGGAGAAUCAGCAGAGCUGUGCCGAAAGAAGAAACAAAACUUAAGAGAGUGGAAUCUUGGCUGUUUCUCAGUCUCCAGGUGAAAAGGAUUGCUUUUCUGUUACCCCGUUCUCCCAUUUAGAUGAAAUUGGACUGCUUUGCUCAAAAGGAGUUACAGCAGUGUAAAAAUCGUUCAGUUAUGAAAUAAAAAAUGUUUUACAACACCUAUUUACCAAAAGUACCAUGCAUUCAGAACCAUUUAGAUCAAUGUUUUUCUACCCUUUAACCAUCAAAGACCCUUUCCAUCAUCUUGAGCAUAUUUCUCUGAAAUGUCUUGAAAACUUUUACCUAGCAAACAAUUGAAGUAAAAAAAAAAGUAAUCUUUUUUGUUGUUAAAGACAUAUCUGUGGAGCUGAGUGAGUGUAUUAGCAAGCAAUACAUAGUGUUCCCACAUAGAUUAUCAUUGUAUGAUUCCCAUACAUAGUUUUUACACAUAAAAUACAUAGAAUUAUUGUGUAAUACCAGACAAAUUCACAAAAACAACCUUGCUAUUUUACUUAACCGGCAAGGUCUCAUCCCAGUGAAAUGUAUUUCAGAAAGAUUUUUUUUUUGUUUUUACUUUUGUAGUUUA
This is a messenger RNA of Zalophus californianus (California sea lion), 5239 nucleotides long. It is a transcript of the gene FERRY3, whose product is annotated as chromosome 9 C12orf4 homolog. The transcript is spliced from 14 exons. The record is from RefSeq and is a predicted model, not a curated record. Gene Ontology annotation, cellular component: cytoplasm. The coding region runs from base 88 to 1746 and encodes 552 amino acids. Gene Ontology annotation, biological process: regulation of mast cell degranulation. Lineage: Eukaryota; Metazoa; Chordata; Mammalia; Carnivora; Otariidae.